AUGGAGAUGAAGCAGCAGCCAAGGAAAAUAAUGGUGAACUUGGGUUUGGCAUUUUUAUUUGUUCUGGACAUAGAGAGGACAUCCCCAAGGCAACUACAAGGGCUUCUUAUGGUAUUAGGAUAA
Molecule: messenger RNA, 123 nt
Organism: Prunus armeniaca (apricot)
Lineage: Eukaryota; Viridiplantae; Streptophyta; Magnoliopsida; Rosales; Rosaceae
Source: the annotation of a GenBank genome assembly